AUGACAUCGUCGCGCCCGCCGCUGGCGUCCUCGACGUCGUCUCUGAGCCUCGUGGGCGGCCCAGAGGAGCUCAAUACUGAUAUCAGCAGUCGCGUGCUGUGCUGUGGUCCACUCGAGAAGCGUCGCGACGGGGCAGUGCGUGGUGGAUGGGCCUCGCGGCUCUUUGUUUUGACGCCCGAAGCGCUGUACUAUUACCGCAAAACGGCUGAGUCGGAGCUCUUGGGCGAAGAACGCGGUCAUAUCGCGCUCGCAUCGAUCACGAGGGUACGCGCCAUGCCGCAAGACGAGGCGCCUGCAACGACGGCAGAAGUGGGUGUCGAGCACUACUACCUGGAGAUCUGCACGGAAGACCAUCUGUACUUGAUGCGGACCUUACUUCGAGAGGCGUCGACGUGCGAGAGCUGGUCAACUGCUAUCGAGGAGCAGCGCAAGGUGUUGCGCGUGGGAAAAGGAGAGCAAUGCACUAGCAGUUCGACCAUUGUGGCUUCUGCAGAGGUGCUGCCUAGCCCUACUUUGCUUGCACGGAACCACGACACUUCUACGCGUUUCGACGCCUCGCAACCUCGGGUGGCCAUGGUCUCGGUUGUGCAUGCUAGCAAGCAGGACGCGCAGCCAGCGGAAAAGGUGAUCAAACGGCGGAUCGAAUGGGGCGAAAGACUAGAUCUUGGCGUGAUUCCGCAAGGAGGAGCAUGCGUCAUGCUUCUUCAGAAUGGCGGUCUCGGUCGUAUAGGCACGCAAGCGCUCAUGAGCAACUGGGACUCAGGCCGUGCCUGCUGGAUCGAAGUUGCGGACGCCGAGUGUCCUACGGAGGUCGAGAUCUCAGUAAGUUGCAAGGUGUUGUCGCAAAAGAACCGAUCGAGGUCGACCAAGCCUUCGUGUGCGCAGGAACGACUUCCGAAGUGGAUGGAGUGGGUGGAUGAAGGCGCCAGCAUCGGUUUCCUGCUCAUGUGCCUGUUCGUUCACUUGCUAUACGGCGUUGACGGCUUCCACUGGUCGCACAAGUGCUGCCUUACCGUUGGUGCUGCUCUCGCCAUUUCGACGAUUCUGAAUGGAUCUGCGAGAAGUUCACCAACGCCUGUGCCAACGCCGAGGUACUUGAGUCCGACGAAUUUUCUACCCAAGCUGCAGUUUACCCUCAUUGUUCAUCGAUGUCGGAUAAAGAGGGAGGGUAUGGAGUACACGUACCCGCAGGCAACCAGCGGUCAAGAGUAG
This is a messenger RNA of Hyaloperonospora brassicae, 1212 nucleotides long. NCBI's taxonomy places the organism in Eukaryota, Oomycota, Peronosporomycetes, Peronosporales, Peronosporaceae. The record is from the annotation of a GenBank genome assembly.